AUGAAAAGCUCCGAUCCGGGUGCGUUGAAUGCAAGAGACGAAAAAUCAAGGUACCAGCUACCCACAGCCCCCCAGGAAUGUCUCCUGGCUGAGUAUCUCAUAAUUCAGUGCGAUGAGACAAAACCGAUCUGCAAUCGCUGUAAACAGCGACCGGACAAGUGCAAAUACGAGUUCAAACUAUGCUGGACGGAAGGAAGACCGUUCAAAAACAAGAAUCGCCAGAAAGAGAAAGCUCGACAGCAACCAUCUUCGACGCAGGCAACCGCCUCCAGUAAUGUUCAAGUAUGGCAGUCUGAGCCUACAAUACGUCCAGCACAGCCUGCCUUGGCCGAGAGUAGUGCUAUAGGCUUGAAUGUGGGCCAUGCGUUGGGAUCCCCCCGAAGGCCCGAUGAUUCGGUUGAGAAUGAGAUUGACCGCAGAGCAUCUUUGGCCGUGUCAGAGAGUACCUGCUCGGACUACUCAGUGGCUACCCCGCGGACUCCGAGAUUCGGUAGGCUUGAUAAAUUUGGUGUUUAUCAACAAGAUCCAGUCGGGAUGACUUGGCACCAUUGGCAGCAAGCGAAGCCAUAUUGCCAACAGAAGCCUUCUCCGGUCCACUAUUAUGAUUGGCAAAUCCCCCAGACAAUAUCCACCACUGCUUCACCUAUUAUCUCAUCGUCUGAGACUCGAUUUUUUCUUCAUCACUAUAUCAAUAACACAGCGGGAGUGAUCUUCCCUCUUUCCCUGAAGGCCAAUCCACUCAGCGAAGCCCUGCUUCAGUCCGCCAUGAACUCAUCGCAUCUCUUAUACGCAUUCCUUGCGUGUGCCAGUUCCCACUAUAUCAGUCUGCGAGGAGAUCCAACUGGUGAAAUGACGAAAAGUGUCACGAAAUUCACCAAUGCCGCGUUGAACGGCUUGCGAUUAGCCAUGAUCGAUCCAAACCAGGCCGGGAAGUUAAGCACGCUAACCACGGCACUCGCACUAUGCACAUCUGAUGUUAUAUCUGGGGGUCUGAAUACCUGGAGAAUUCACCUGUCGGGAGCAAGCAACUUGAUCGCGUCGGUGUUUGAGCUUCAAAGCAACGAUGACUCAGUGAGUACUCAAGACCCGACCAAGCUCUUCCUAAUAAAAUGGUUUGCUCUCCUCGAUAUAUUCGCCGGGGUGGGUGGCCUCCGCAAGAGCUCCAAUGCUGGGAGCUAUUGGUCACUUCCCACGUCGAACGACACGGGUGGCUACAUCGACGAAUGGACGGGAUAUUCUCUGGAAUUGAUCCCGAUUAUGGCAGAAAUCGGAAAAAUGGCACGAAUACAACGGAAACGAUCGAAAGUCAUUUCUCUCGACGAUGACGGAUCUGAAGAUGAAGCAGCCAGCGAACAGAGUCGGAUGGAGACUGUCGAAGACAUACAACGCGUGGAGAGUCAGAUUUACGCCCUCUAUGACCGGACGACUCAUCCGGAUCUCGAUUCUAAUCCCGCAACUAAAACAACGGCUCAAGAAAUGCGACACAUCCAUAGGAUCUUUCUGCACACCAAUCUUCUCCAUCUUUACCGGCGCGUGCAGGGCCUGCCUAAAGAACAUCCCAAGCCAGCCCAUGCAAUUCACAUGGUCAUCGAGUUGCUGCUCAAGAUUCGGUCUACCUCUAUGGCGAAUAUUCUGUGUCUAUGGCCAGUGUUUACCGUUGGCUGUGAAACGGAGGAUGAGUUCCAACGACAGAUCAUUAAAGAUAGGCUGGCAAAUAUGGAGGCCUUUGGAAUGGGCAACGUGCAGAGUGCGCGAAAGGCGAUGGCAGAGUAUUGGGAAUGUGGGGCGAAGGAGAGAUGGGACAUUUGGCUGGAAGACCGUGGCUUUGAUCUGAGCCUUUUCUGA
Molecule: messenger RNA, 1845 nt
Organism: Penicillium canariense
Lineage: Eukaryota; Fungi; Ascomycota; Eurotiomycetes; Eurotiales; Aspergillaceae
Product: fungal specific transcription factor domain-containing protein
Exons: 1
Coding region: 1-1845 (614 amino acids)
Biological process (GO): positive regulation of transcription by RNA polymerase II
Cellular component (GO): nucleus
Molecular function (GO): transcription cis-regulatory region binding; DNA-binding transcription factor activity
Source: RefSeq, a predicted model, not a curated record